GCUGCCUCCCCAUUCCCAUCACCUCCCUCCCACCACCCCGCGCCAAUGCCUCCCCGUCCCACGCGCCAUGGCCACCGAGACCCCGACCGCCUCCCCCACCGCCCGCACCCUCUCCGCGGCCUUCGCCGACGACCGCCGACGCGAGGCCAGGCGCCGGGCCGUGCCCGCCGGGCUCGUCAAGUUCAUGCUCCACCGCUGGGGCGCCGCCUGCCUCCCCAAGAGCAGGGCCGCCCUCAGCGGCGCCGCCACCCCGCCCCCGCCCCCGCAGACGCAGACCCAGCCGUCGUCCGCGUCGGCGCAGGCGUCGGCACGCCAGCGCCACGCGGACGCGGCGAAUGUCGCUGCGAGGAGGCCUUUGAGGGAGAAAGGGGAAGCCGCCGCCGCCUUCGCGGUCGCCCGAGCGCCGACGCCGACGGGAUCCCAAGACAAACCCGUGACGCCUACCGGCGACGGGAGCGGCUGGAGCGGCGAUACGGCCACCACCGUUGGGAGAGGAGCAAACAUCUGGGUGAGGGUCCCUCGCAAGCGGACGUCGUCGCCGCAGGUGGACUCUCCGCAGCAGCUGUCCGUGGAAUCGACGGCGUCGGCGGCGGAGGACGAGUACGCGUGGGCGGACAGGUACCGGCCCAAUGUGCUCGCGGAAUUCAUCUGCAACAAGGCCGUCGCCGACGAGCUCCACCGGCUGGUGACCGAGCAAGAGUGCAACCAUUUCAUAUUCGAAGGCGGACAGGCAGUCGGGAAGAGAAGCAUGGUGCUGGCACUCCUAAGGGAUGCUUUUGGUCCUGAUAAUCUCCAGGUACAGGAACACUCAAAGAGGAUCGAACUCAAGGGAGAAAUUGCCAGACACGUCGAUGUGAAAGUCAAGAUUUCAGGUCAUCAUGUGGAGGUUAACCUGGCUGAUUUACAUGGCUAUGAAAAUCAUGUCAUAACUACUUUGCUGAAUGAAUCAAUCCUGCCACCAGACUCGAUCUGCGAUCAUACUAACUGCAAAGUGAUUGUGGUCCACGACGCUGACAGGCUUUCCUCCGAUUUUCAACAUUAUAUCGGUUGGUUUCUGGGAAGGUAUGCAGGUUGCAACAAAAUCAUCUUCUGCUGCUCUGAUUCUUCAAACCUUGAGGCUGUGAAACAUCUAUGCAAGGUUGUCACACUUCAGCCACCUUCAUUUGAGGAGAUGAUCAAGGUUCUGGAGUUCAUUGCUAUGAAAGAAGGCAUAGAUUUGCCUCGUGGAAUUGCCAGCAGAAUCACAGUGAGCGCGAGUAACAAUCUCCGACAGGCAAUACGUUCUUUUGAAGCUACAUGGAAAGCAAACUAUCCGUUCGUAGAAGAUCAACCUAUUCUGACGGGAUGGGAGGAAGAAAUAUAUAAUGUGGCCAAGAAAAUCAUGGAGGAGCCAAGUCCAAAGCAGUAUGCUACCCUUCCACCGUGUUGUUCUGCAGCUGUAUCUCAUUCGGGGGAAGUUUCAGAAAGAACAAGUCAAAGAAUACAGAUCUCGGGACACAACUUUGGACAUCAGUAUAGAACAUUUUGCCGUGGAAGGCCGUGACCAAGGGGAAGCCAUCCAAUACUUCAUAAAGAUUGAAGAAUUCACGGUGAGGUUCAUGAGCUUCUACAGAUCCUGGCAGAAUUCACCGCAAGGUUCAUGAGCUUCAACAUAUGUUUCAUAGAGAAUAACUCGAGUAAAGGGUGUGUUCCAUGAAGGGGGUGAUCCACUCUCUCCAUCGAAAUCAUCUCCAAGUAUUGUCGCACUUCCGAUAAAUAAGCAGUGGCCUCUGCCUGCCUCUGAAUCAGAGCAUUUUAUAUGUUGCUUCGCCUUUGCAUGUAAGAUGAAGACAUACCCGUGUUAUCUGUGUUGUCUGUGCGAAUGUAUAACCACGCACAGAACUUAGCAUAUGUAUGGAGUGGAUUGUGAUGGGCUCCAAAUUGUAAAAAUAUCAACUUCAUAUUUGAUAGUAUAUCAAUAUUAUCAUAUUAGUCG
Molecule: messenger RNA, 1975 nt
Organism: Triticum dicoccoides
Lineage: Eukaryota; Viridiplantae; Streptophyta; Magnoliopsida; Poales; Poaceae
Product: replication factor C subunit 3-like
Exons: 8
Coding region: 68-1543 (491 amino acids)
Biological process (GO): DNA repair; DNA-templated DNA replication
Cellular component (GO): nucleus; DNA replication factor C complex
Molecular function (GO): DNA clamp loader activity
Source: RefSeq, a predicted model, not a curated record